GGAUAUCAAUCAAAGAUGGAGGAUUCUUAAACGAAGAAAAAGCAAAACGAUUUAGAUGUUUCUUCUAAAUGUACGAUUUCAAACGUAAUUCUUUGCCAGUCAAGCGGUUAUGGUUAGAGCGAUGUCUAAAUUAUAUGAAGAUGGCAAAUAAACAGCCAAAUCCAAAGAAGUCAGCAGAUGAUCUACACAACAAUGUGAUAACCCAAAAAGUUACUGUGGUACAAAAUGGUAAUUCAGAUGAAACAGAUCACGUCAAUGGUCUCACAGAGUUAGCAACAGAUGAUGUAGAGAAUGAUUUUCAUCAACUGUCAAUAGAUGAGGAAGAUAAAGAGAUUCAUUUUAAUCCAAAUCAGAAUGGUGUCUGCUUAUUACAGCAUAAUCAUGGAGAAACUAGUUCUGGUGCUAUUCCUAAAUGUCCCAUUUUCCGAAAAUUAAAGAAACAAUAUUCAGGAGAUAAGCAUAAAGACAAGCCAUGUAUUGUAAAUGGCUCCUGUGAUUCAGUUCCUAAACCGAGUAAAAAGUAUAAAAAACAUAAUUCGGCUUGCUGUGAUAUUUUUUGUAGCCAUUCAUAUAAUACUAAUUUAAAUGAUGAAGAUGGCAUGUUUUCUGUGUAUGGCCUCAAAGACAAAAGCCCAGGGUGGAAUGAUGUUAAUGGGGGUGGUAUCGAUGGUUUCAUAAAUCCUAAUAUGCAAACCAGUCAGGAAGCUGACAAUGGGUUGGAGAGAAAUUGUUUUUUUGAAUCAGAGCAUGUUAAUGUUCACGAAGUUCUCGAAGUAGAAGAGAACUUGGAGCAGUUAACUAACGGUGGGAUUUCACAUGAUAUUUCUGAUGGUGGGUUGUCUGAAAUGAUAGAUGAAGGAGCAGUUUGUGAUUUUGAUCGUUUACAGCAUCUAGAAUAUGAGGAGAUGUAUGAGGUAGAUAAUUUAGAGAUUGAAGAUGAUCAUAAUUUUGAUGAACUUGAGUCCCCAGAUUUAUUUCCCUAUUUAUCAGUUGAUAGAUGCAAAUCAACAUCAAACAUUUGUCAUCCACAGUUGAAUAGUCCGAGACAUAAUUCUUUCUCUAAUCAAUUUGUUCAGCAUAACAAUGAUGGAAUCGGAGCAGCAGCUCAAUCAGUAAGUGUGCACUGUUAUAGAACUGUUCGAUGUGAUGACCAUGUGAUACAAGAUUCAAACACAGAAGAUAAUGGUGAUUUUAUAGACACUGAUCUUCCUUCUAAAGCUAGCGGACCUAAUUCAUCAGAAUCUUUGUCUGGAAGUGAUGAUGAAAUAACGCAAGAUACUUUUGAUAAUAUUGCGCCUGAUCCGAGAAAUGAUUUAUCUAGCAAUGGUCCAUCAUAUAGUUUUGUUAACACACGAGGUGGCUGCUCACCACCAUUUGAUGCAAAGGAAAAUUGUUUAGUUGCAAACAGGGGAAGUAACUUUGACAAAAAUAAAGAUGGAAGUCUAUACCCCUCAGAUAAAUUACAUUUAAUAGGCCAUGAUGAAUCUGACAACAGCAGUGAAAGUGAAAAUGACGACAAUGUGGACGAAGGUUUAUUUGAACCUUGUGUUCUACGCUAUGAUGAAUUUUUGUCUUCAGAACAAUUCAUGGCUUCAUCAAAUCAUCCAAGAGACGCUGUAGGACAUUCGCGAAGUGCAUGUUUUGAUGAGCAAAUAGACGAUCAUGGUAUGAAUGCCAGCGGUGGAGCGUUUUUCUGUGAAAAGGUGUCUAAUUCCCUCAUGCAUCCGGGGUGUCGUUGCCCUGUUGUAAAUAGUUCUUGUACAGCCCAGUCAAAUGCAAAUAUUGUUAAAAAUAGUGGUAGUGAAAACUCAAACUUACAAAAUGACGAAAGUAAUAAGAAACAGAAAAUAUUUAAUAAAUUUCCAAUCUUAUCGAGUCGACAAUCGUGUGGCAGUCAGACACCAUGUAAUUGUAAUAAAUUGUCUUGUGAUAAAGAACCUAACUUACCACAUGUGUCCAUUGAAAGUUCGGACAUGUCUUCCUAUACACAACAGUCACCUCAUGUGUCACUAGCUUCUAAUUGUGAACACAUGCCUGUUACAUCUGAAUGUGGUGUAUCAGAACCUAUUUAUGAAGAUAUUAAUGAAGGUACAUGUAGUGAACAGAGUGAAGAUAAUAGUAAAAUGGGAGCAAGUGGAGGUUUUACAGAAAAAUAUAAAAAAAACAUAGACUCAGAACCAAAGCCGAUUCAGCCACCAUUAAGUCGCCAGAGAGAAAGAAAGACAAGUAGUGGUAGUACUAGUAGUAGAGGUCAUGUAGAGAAGGUUAUGAUAUGGAGUGAAUAUGAAGCCUAUAUUCAACAAGUCAAACAAAUAGGUUUAUCAGCUUGUGGACCAACAGCUGUUAUCAAUGUUCUUAAAGCCUUAGAUAUGAAUAUUGAUAAGGAAGAAGUAAGUCGUGUUAUAAGAGCUAAGUUAAGAAUGGAAGAUGCACCAAUACCACUUUAUUUAUUCUCUAGAGCUGUAGCAGGAACUGAAGCUACUGAUCUAUUACAAGGUGUAGAAACAUUAACUAGAGGUAAACUUAGAGGCAGGUUUUUUAAAUUCUGGCCUGCAAGAGAUGUACAUCUAGUAAAAUGGUUAGGUCACUGGAUGAAAAAAGGAGCAGUACCAUUAGCAACAUUAAAUCUACAGAGAGGUGUUGGUAACAAUCAGCCUAUACCAGAUGCUUGGCAUCAUCAAAUGGUUUAUGGUGUUAGUUCUAAAGAUAUAUAUUUAACUAAUCCACAAGAGAAAGUAAGAGAGGAGAUCAUUAUGGAACAGUUAACCAGUGAUUCUGUUCUACUAAUCAGUAGACAAGAUAUUGUACAACGAUUUCAUGAAGAUUCAGAUAUAGAUUUACGACAGUUACUUACACAGUCAGAUGAAAGAUGGUGUACAAUGAAUGUUUUAGGUCAAGUAGUGAAUGUAUUGCGAGAAGCAGGUCUGGCCAAUAAUCCUGGUUAUAGAACACAAUUAACAUCACAUAUUUCUAUACCAGCUGUAUAUGAAACUGGUAUUACAUUGUUUGUACAAUCCAAUACAGAGACCUGGUAUGAGCUCAAGUCGGUAGAUGAACUGCCAUUAAGAGAAGGAAGCUAGUCAAGUUGUAUACUUAUGAACAUAAUACAGUUAAUUAUCAACUAUCCAAGUGGUUUUAAGGAUGUUCAGUUUACAAAGUGCUAUUGUGGGAUGUUUUUCAAGACAUGAGGGAGAUUUAUUUUUUUGCUACAGAACUUUGCUGCCCCGUUACAUCAUAGCCAUUCUUGUAUAAAUGCUUGUCAUUUGUUGUUGAAUUUUGUAAAUUAUUUUUCUCUAAUAUUAAUUAUAAAUAAACCCUGGAUGCUUAUUUAUAACAGUGAUAUUUGUUUUAUCUAACAGUGUUAGCCAUAUUUGUUGUGGAGCAAUGCAAUUAUAGGUUGAACACAAAAACACAAUUUGAAAUAUAAAUACUAUCAGAAAUGUAUUAUAAUCAAGAUGUUAACCUUUACAAUAUUUAAAAUGUUUUAAACAUUACUUAAAUAUAAAUUAAGCAUAAGUAGUGUUGGAAAAUUCAAACUGAGGUUGAUGUCGGUGAGAAUAGAUCUAUGCGCUAACUUGAAUGAAAGUACAAGUCAUUGCUUAAAAGGUUAAGUCAUAGGAUUAUCAAACAACUUUUGUGUUUACUUGAUUUUAACUAUAUAAAUCUGAACUUUUAUAAUUUAACUUUUUAUAUAGUCACAUUAAAAUGUGGUUGAUGUUGAUGUUGCCCCUGCCUGUCAUUCAGUUUUCCCAUUUCUUUUGAACACUCAAAAUAUAAUUUUACACAUGCUGUUUACAUGAGUGUGAUGAAGCCUUUCAGCAAUUUCUAGUAAUAACUUCCAGAGUUAUUGUCCAUGAUCACUUGUAAAAUCUUAGAAUACAUCAUUAUAUGUUUAAAUUUAUAGGCAUUAUUGCAUUAUUUAAAUAAGUGAUGAAAGAAGUUUACUCCAGAGUUACUAACUACUACCCUUGUUCACUUUAUAGAAUGUUGUGAGUCUGUUUGAAAUUUAAAUGCAUUUUUUUAAAUUAGUGAAAAAAAGGAGUAUUGGUUCAACAAUAUCCAUUGAUUAUUUCUAGACUUAUACCUCUUCUUCAUUUUGUAAUGUGACACCUUUUGUGGACUGCCCAGACAAUUUGGUUGCUGAUAUGUAUCAUUGCCUUGCAAUCUGUAUUUUCUGAAACUGUCAAAUAGAUUCUUGAAUAAAGUCAUGCGAACAUAUUUUAAUUGGGUAGUCACCUAAAUUUUAAAGAUCUCUUCAAUCAAGAAUUAAGUCAUCUAAACUUAUUUUAUCGAAUAGAAAUUUUAAGCAUAGAGAUAUGUUCCUUCUAGCAUAAAUAGUAUAUUUCUAAUAACCAAGAUAGGUUCCAUAGUAAAGCUAAGGCUCAUCCAUUCUUGUAUAAUACAUCAUGGAUUAAAAUUUAGAUUAUAAGAACUUUGUUUAAAAUGUCUGGAUAAAUAACAAGUUUUUGAUAAGAAAUAUAUUUUCCUGACUGUUAGAAUACAUUUUUUGGUUGAUGGAUAGGUAUUUACAUGUAGGAUCUGGAUUUAUGGAUAGGAUCUCAACUGAUGGUUUAUUACUGUUAGUCAAAUAAAUAUUUUAAUACUCAGAAUAAACUUGUCACCAGUCCAGAGAAUUGAAUGUAAAUAGUUGAUAUAUACUUUCAGAAUGUUAUAACUUACAUAGUACAUGUAUGAUUAACAAAGAAUUGACAAUUUAGAACAUUAGGACCUAUUUCUAAAAUAAUUAUUUUUUUUCAUUUGAUAAAUGAUUAACAUUUCAAAAUAAACUUUUUUGGGAAUAAAUAUAAUAUUUCAUUGAUUUAAGGUGUUGCAUUCUUUUGAGGUAUACCCAUUUUCAGAAUCCUAAGUUUCAUUGUCUUCUAAAUAUUUAAUUAAAGAGUAAUUGAUUAUUUUACUGGGGCCUAAUCCGCAACAAAUCAGCAACCUACAAAUUGUUGGUGGACUAAGUUUCAAAAAAAUACCCAAGGCAUGGCUAAAACAAAACUAAUUAAUGAUUGAUAAUUGUAUGUAUUGCCUAUAGGUAUCACCAAGGUCUUGGUUUAAAAAUGCAAUUAUAUACUAUUUUGCACUAAAAAAAUAUUCUAGGCCAGUUCAAAUGUCCAUUUAGUGAAAUAUUUGUCAUGGGUGCUCCCAAACUCUGAUUAAAUAAUGGAUGUUUAUUUCUGAAAUGAGGAAAUUACAUACUAAUAGGUGAAAAGGAACUGAUAAUAAUAAUUGUCAUCUGUUGUGUUAAGCUAUGGAUUAUGUCGGCUGUCUUAAUUUAACUUUUGUAUAUUAUAUAUAAUGACUGUUUAAGUUAACAGUUUGUAUUUUAAGAGAGGUCUAUGAAGUCUGGCAUGAUCUAAGUUUGUAAAAUAGUAAGCUCAUAUAUAUUACAAAAUAUACUGUAUUUAUCUCUUGUAUAUUAUUCAACUGUAUAAUAAAAUAUACAAAAAUUU
Molecule: messenger RNA, 5459 nt
Organism: Patella vulgata (common limpet)
Lineage: Eukaryota; Metazoa; Mollusca; Gastropoda; Patellidae
Exons: 9
Coding region: 69-3080 (1003 amino acids)
Source: RefSeq, a predicted model, not a curated record